AUGGAUCGCGUGCAGCCUCAGCAGCAGCAGCAGCAGAGGCAGGUUGGUGGAGGAGAAGAGGUGGCGGGGAGGAGUGGUGGUGGCGGUGGAGGAGGCGUGUCCGUGUGCCGGCCGAGCGGGACGCGGUGGACGCCGACGACGGAGCAGAUCAAGAUCCUGCGGGAGCUGUACUACAGCUGCGGCAUCCGGUCGCCCAACUCGGAGCAGAUCCAGCGGAUCGCCGGCAUGCUGCGCCAGUACGGCCGCAUCGAGGGCAAGAACGUCUUCUACUGGUUCCAGAACCACAAGGCCCGGGAGCGCCAGAAGAAGCGCCUUACCACGCUCGACGUCAACACCGCCGCCGCCGACGCCAGCCAGCUCGCCUUCCUCUCCCUCUCGCCUACAGGUGCGACGGCCAUGGCUCCCUCCUUCCCGGGCCCCUACGUCGGCAAUGGCGGCGCCGUCUCAGCGGCGCAGACGGAUCAGGCCACUGUCAGCUGGGACUGCACUGCCAUGGCUACCGAGAGAACCUUCCUGCAGGACUUCAUGGGCGUGAGCAGCGCCGGCGCCGCGGCCGCUCCGACGCCGUGGGCGAUCACGACUCGGGAACCCGAGACGCUCCCGCUCUUCCCAGUCGGCGGCGGCGGCGGCGGCCAAGAAUGCGUCGGCCACGGCAACCUCCAGCGCUGGGGUUCUGCUGCUGCUGCAGCUGCUACCACCACCGCUACAGCCCAGCAGCAUCAGCUACUGCAGCAGCACAACUUUUACAGCAGCAGCAGCAGCAGCAACCAGCUGCCCAGCCAAGAUGGAUCAGCUGCAGGCACAUCCCUGGAGCUCACUCUCAGCUCCUACUGCACCCCUUACCCUGCAGGCUCCUCCAUGUGAUAGAGCUGUUUUGCCUCCUUUACCUAUGUGAGUUUAUGAGAGCACUGAUGUCCUUGUCCUAGCUAGUAGACAGCUUAGCUACAAGUAAGCAUAUAUAGAAGCAUGUCUGAAAGAUGAUCGAUAUAUAUACUAUAAUAUUUACAUAGGGAGUAAGCAGCUGCACCAGCAUUAACAUAUGCAUGCUGACCUGAGUGCCUGUAGAAUGCAGUGGUCCUCAACUGGUAGUAGUGCACUGCAUGCUUAACUUUUACAAUAGUGACUGGCUGUUGUGUAAUGUGUUUGGGACAAGAGCACAGUUGUGUCAAACUUGUCUCUCCCUUUGCUGGCUUCCAGCUCUCUCUCUCUCUCUCGUCUGUCUGCUGCUUGCUACUACUCUCCUGUUGAGAUUUCUCAUGCUUGUUUCAGCAGGAGUAUAAUUUGCCUUUAGCACUGCCAGUUUCUUGUUUCAGAAUUCCAUGUAUAGUACUCCUUGUUUCAGCAGGAGAAAGCCUGGGACCACUUCGGUUGAACUGUUGGCUAGUGUUCUUGGAAAUGGUCAGCCUUUCCACUGAGCACAUUUACUUCUGCUAUGAUGGAAAAUGCUCUCACCUGAUCACCUACUAUGGCUAAGUUAUCUUACCAAAGGAACGCGGCCUAUGAACUGCUCAGAGUUUCUGAGACAAGCAAAC
Oryza brachyantha (malo sina) is the source of this 1532-nucleotide messenger RNA. RefSeq names its product WUSCHEL-related homeobox 1-like. Bases 1 to 864 code for a protein of 287 amino acids. Gene Ontology annotation, molecular function: DNA binding; DNA-binding transcription factor activity. Gene Ontology annotation, biological process: plant organ development. The transcript is spliced from 4 exons. The record is from RefSeq and is a predicted model, not a curated record. NCBI's taxonomy places the organism in Eukaryota, Viridiplantae, Streptophyta, Magnoliopsida, Poales, Poaceae.